Molecule: messenger RNA, 1070 nt
Organism: Vicia villosa (hairy vetch)
Lineage: Eukaryota; Viridiplantae; Streptophyta; Magnoliopsida; Fabales; Fabaceae
Product: probable cyclic nucleotide-gated ion channel 20, chloroplastic
Exons: 6
Coding region: 131-937 (268 amino acids)
Source: RefSeq, a predicted model, not a curated record
UUUGAAUUUUGAACCAACACUAAAGGCACAUGACUUACCAAAUAUUAAUAUGUGAUUUUUAUUACAGCAAAUCAGUACUUUGGCUGGUAACCUAGUCCCAAGCUAUUUUGUGUGGGAAGUCCUCUUUACAAUGUCCAUCAUUGGAUUAGGACUCUUGCUUUUUGCGCUUCUCAUUGGAAACAUUCAGAACUUUCUUCAAGCUCUUGGACGGAGGAGGCUGGAAAUGCAGCUUAGAGGUCGUGAUGUUGAACAAUGGAUGAGUCACCGUCGCUUACCAGAACAUCUCAAAAGGAGAGUUCGGCAGGCUGAACGGUAUACUUGGGCUGCAACAAGAGGUGUUCCUGAAAAAAUGGUUUUGGAGAAUUUGCCAGAAGAUCUCGUGACAGACAUACGACGUCAUCUCUUCAAGUUUGUUAAUAAAGUUCGUAUUUUUUCCCUGAUGGAUGAGGAUGAGCCUAUCUUAGACGCCAUUCGUGAGCGACUAGUACAAACGACAUACAUCAAAGGAAGUAAAAUUUUGAGUCAGGGCGGUCUAGUGCAGAAAAUGGUGUUUAUCGUGCGAGGAAAAUUGGAGAGCAUUGGAGAAGAUGGAAUUCCGGUUCCAUUAACUGAAGGGGAUGCAUGUGGCGAAGAACUUUUAAGAUGGUAUCUUGAACAAUCUUCUGAAAGCAAAGAAGGUAAAAAAGUGAAGUUUCACGGACAAGGGUUGACUAGUGAUAGAACGGUAAGAUGCUUGACUAAUGUUGAGGCAUUUUCACUCCGCUCUAAAGACAUUGAAGAAGUCACAACUCUUUUCGCAAGAUUCUUGAGGAGCCCUCGUGUUCAAGGAGUCAUAAGGUAUGAAUCGCCUUAUUGGAGAUCACUUGCAGCAAACAGAAUUCAGGUGGCAUGGAGAUACAGGAAGAAGCGUCUAAGUAGAGCUAAUACUACAAAAUGAUUAUCAAACAUAAAACUCAUAAGCUUGCUGUGUGCUCUUUUGUUUGAUUCACUGCAUUGAAUCCUUGGAAUAUAAUAGUGGCAUAUGCUGAUAGGAAGUUAUUAAGUAGGUUCCAUAAAAUGAUUUUGUUCUA